Thalassophryne amazonica is the source of this 2737-nucleotide messenger RNA. RefSeq names its product CLPTM1 regulator of GABA type A receptor forward trafficking (gene clptm1). Gene Ontology annotation, cellular component: endomembrane system; membrane. The transcript has 14 exons. The coding region runs from base 60 to 1973 and encodes 637 amino acids. Lineage: Eukaryota; Metazoa; Chordata; Actinopteri; Batrachoidiformes; Batrachoididae. The record is from RefSeq and is a predicted model, not a curated record.
UCUCGCGAUGCGGAGCGCGAUUUCCCAGCCAGCAGUGUGUGUGCAGAAACGAGGAAAAGAUGGCGACACAGGACAGGGAAGGAACCAAAGCCACCGUGAGCAACGGCGAGGUGAGCAGUAAUGGCACUGCUGCUGCGACAACAGAUGGCCAGGCUGUGCAGACGGCUGGAAACGCACAGGACCCUCAACAGCAGCAGCAACAACAACAACAAGCACCCAAUGCUUGGCAGGUCAUUAAAGGGGUCCUCUUCAGGAUUUUCAUAAUCUGGGCAAUAAGUAGUUGGUUCCGCCGAGGGCCGUCUACACCUGACCCAAAUACACCUGCUGGAGCACCCAGAGUACCCAGUAGAAACCUCUUCCCUAAGGACACCCUCAUGGACCUGUAUGUGUUCGUGUCCCAGGAGGAGGUGUUCUCAGACUUCAACAACACAGAAGCUGCCUUUUGGUUCCAAAGGGACCUAGUCUAUGGAGACUGGACCACAGGGGAAGAUGGGGACGGCUGCUACCAGCACUACAAGGAGAUGGAUAUUCCAGAGACAGUGCAGCACAAUGGUUCGCUCUACAUCCACAUCUACUUCACUAAAAGUGGAUUCCACCCAGAUCCCAAACGGAAGGGACAGUACCGCAGACUGGCAACAGUUCAUGCAACACGAAUGUUGAAUAAAUUCAAGAGGCGAAAGUUUCUCAAGACCAAGAAUCUGCUGACAGGAGAAACAGAAGCAGAUCCUGAAAUGAUCAAGCGAGCAGAGAGCCAUGGCCCUGUGGAGAUCAUCUCUCAUUGGCACCCUAACCUCACCAUCAACAUGGUCGAUGACCACACCGCCUGGGUCAAAGGUUCUGUUCCGCCUCCAUUAGACCAACAUGUAAAAUUCGAUGCAGUAAGUGGUGACUACUAUCCCAUUGUGUACUUCAAUGACUACUGGAACCUUCAGAAGGACUACUACCCCAUCAACGACACCCUGACAAAACUGCCACUGCGCCUCAUCUACUGUCCGCUGUCCUUGUGGCGCUGGCAGUUGUACGCUGCGCAGAACGCGCGCUCGCCAUGGAACUUCCUGCCCGAGGACACGUACGAGCAGUCUGACGAAGACCAAGACUCUGUCAAGGUUGCUCUCCUGGAAACCAACCCAUACCUGCUGGGACUCACCAUUGUUGUCUCCAUUGUGCACAGUAUCUUCGAAUUUCUUGCUUUCAAGAAUGAUAUCCAGUUUUGGAACAGCCGGCAGUCUUUGGAAGGCCUGUCCGUGCGCUCCAUCAUUUUUGGGGUGUUCCAGUCUCUGGUGGUGCUGCUCUACAUUCUGGAUAACGAGACCAACUUCGUGGUGCAGGUCAGCGUCUUCAUCGGCCUCCUCAUUGACCUCUGGAAAAUCACCAAGGUCAUGGAUGUCAGAUUGGACAGAGAGAACAAAAUUGCAGGAAUAGUCCCCAGACUAGUAUUCAAAGACAAGUCAACAUACGUGGAGUCUUCAACCAAAAUCUAUGACGAUAUGGCCUUCAGAUAUUUAUCUUGGAUUCUCUACCCUCUGUUUGGCUGCUACGCUGUCUACAGUUUGUUGUAUGUAGAGCACAAAGGCUGGUACUCAUGGGUACUCAGCAUGCUGUAUGGCUUCUUGCUAACCUUUGGCUUCAUUACAAUGACGCCACAGCUAUUCAUCAACUAUAAAAUGAAAUCUGUGGCUCACCUCCCAUGGAGGAUGCUCACCUACAAGGCUCUCAAUACGUUUAUUGAUGACCUGUUUGCCUUCGUCAUCAAGAUGCCCAUGAUGUACAGGAUAGGAUGCCUCAGAGACGAUGUGGUGUUCUUCAUCUACCUGUACCAGCGGUGGAUCUACCAGGUCGAUCUCAACAGGGUCAACGAGUUUGGCACCAGCGGAGUUGAUCACACCCAGAACAACGCGGCAGAAGGAGACGCUGCUCCCUCUGCCACUGCGGCCAUCACAGACAAACCAGAGGGAGAAAAGAAGAAUGACUGAUGUGGCCACGCCCUUAUACCCCCCCCUUCACCCUCUCUUGGGGGGAAGAGGAUUUGUGGAAAUUACACAGGCAAGGGAGCCAUUGUUUAGCUGUUGUGGAUGUCACUACAAAAAAAGAGAAAAGAAAUGAAUAAAAUAGUGGAGGUCUCCCUCUCUCUGUGCACGUCUCCACAGUUCUCUUCGGCGUAGAUGUGGUGAAUUUAUUUUUUCCUCCCUGCCCAGCCCCGCCCUCGUUUUGCAGUUAAAGUGAUGUAAAAGAAUAUGUGAUGUACUGUAUUCUGUAUGAUUUCAGAGGGCAAGUGUGUCGGGAGGGAGCAGCCAUAUCCCCCCCCCCUUUUUUUUUUUUUCUUAAACGCAAGGAAGAAUGUGGCCAAUUGCAACUUUAAUUUCUUGUGUAGAUUACUGGUGAAUUUUUUUUUUUUCCUCCUUUCAUUCCGUGUGAGCGUAAAUUUUUUUUUUUUUUUUUUUUUUUUGGACUGCCUGUGAACUCUGGAGCAGAGCCAGAAGAAACGGGUGAAGCCGCCAUGGAAUCGGUUGACGCUAACGCUAGAGACGAUGACUACUACCCUCGACUUUCAGCAAACGGUUGAUGUUCUGAACCUGAACAUAAAAAAUAACAGCCUUGUUGGUAUUAAUAUAAAUAUAUUGAUAAUGUCAAUUUAACUUUUGUUUUUCAGUCACUGAAACGUUCUUUUGUAUGUCCUGAAACUGUACAGAAUCUCUGCUUGUCAUGUUCAUACCGAUGACUAAACUGUCUACCAAUA